Myotis brandtii (Brandt's bat) is the source of this 9588-nucleotide messenger RNA. It is a transcript of the gene PIEZO2, whose product is annotated as piezo-type mechanosensitive ion channel component 2. The transcript is spliced from 52 exons. Gene Ontology annotation, cellular component: plasma membrane. The record is from RefSeq and is a predicted model, not a curated record. Gene Ontology annotation, biological process: detection of mechanical stimulus; cellular response to mechanical stimulus; regulation of membrane potential. The coding region runs from base 1 to 8313 and encodes 2770 amino acids. Gene Ontology annotation, molecular function: mechanosensitive monoatomic ion channel activity; monoatomic cation channel activity. NCBI's taxonomy places the organism in Eukaryota, Metazoa, Chordata, Mammalia, Chiroptera, Vespertilionidae.
AUGACAUGUGCAUUCCGGUACAAUGGACUCUCCUUCGUCUACCUCAUCUACCUCUUGCUCAUCCCUCUGUUUUCAGAACCAACAAGAGCGACAAUGCAAGGACACACGGGACGGUUGUUAAAGUCUCUGUGCUUCACCAGUCUUUCCUUCCUGAUACUGCACAUCAUUUUUCACAUCACGUUGGCUAGCCUCGAAGCUCAACACCAUAUUGCACCUGGUUACAACUGCUCCACGUGGGAAAAGACAUUUCGGCAGAUUGGCUUUGAAAGCUUAAAGGGAGCUGACGCUGGCAAUGGGAUCAGAGUGUUUGUGCCUGAUAUUGGGAUGUUCAUCGCUAGUCUGGCCAUCUGGCUCAUCUGCAGAAACAUCGUUCAGAAACCAGUGACAGAAGAAGCAGCACAGUAUAACCUGGAGUUUGAAAAUGAAGAACUGGCUGGAGGAGAAAAACUAGAUCCAGAAGAGGCACUGAUCUAUGAAGAGGGUUUAGACGAAGGAGAUGGUGUUGAAGGCGAGAUGGAAGAAAGCACAAAACUGAAAAUCUUCCGCAGGUUUGCCUUUGUGGCUUCCAAGCUGAAGGAGUUUAUUGGCAACAUGAUAACCACCGCUGGAAAAGUAGUUGUGACAAUUUUACUGGGUUCAUCAGGUAUGAUGCUGCCAUCUUUGACCUCAUCUGUCUACUUUUUUGUAUUUUUGGGUCUGUGCACCUGGUGGUCCUGGUGCCGGACAUUCGACCCAUUGCUGUUCAGCUGUCUCUGUGUUCUCCUGGCUAUUUUCACUGCGGGACACUUGAUUGGACUUUAUUUAUACCAGUUCCAAUUCUUUCAAGAAGCAGUUCCACCCAAUGACUACUAUGCAAGGUUGUUUGGUAUCAAAUCAGUGAUUCAAACAGACUGUUCCAGCACGUGGAAGAUCGUGGCAAACCCAAACCUAUCAUGGUACCACCACGCCAACCCCAUCCUGCUGCUGGUGAUGUACUACACGCUGGCCACUCUGAUCCGCCUCUGGCUGCAGGAGCCACUUGUGCAGGAUGAGAGAACCAAGGAGGAGAGAGCCCUGGCCUGUAGUCCCAUCCAAAUGACAGCUGAGAGGAGGCGGAGCCUGUGGUAUGCAACCCAUUACCCAACUGACGAGAGAAAACUUUUAUCCAUGACCCAAGAUGACUACAAGCCAUCUGAUGGCCUGCUGGUGACCGUGAAUGGCAACCCUGUGGAUUACCACACCAUCCACCCGAGUCUUCCCAUCGAGAACGGCCCUGCCAAAGCCGAGCUGUACUCCACGCCGCAGUACCGGUGGGAGCCCUCGGAUGACUCUGCAGAAAAGAAAGAGGAAGAAGAGGAUGAGAAAGAAGAAUUUGAAGAGGAUAGGAGCCAUGAAGAAAAAACAAGCGUGAAAGUGCACGCCAUGGUCUCUGUGUUCCAGUUUAUUAUGAAACAAAGUUACAUCUGUGCCCUCAUUGCCAUGAUGGCUUGGAGCAUCACCUACCACAGCUGGCUGACUUUCGUGCUGCUGAUUUGGUCAUGCACUCUCUGGAUGAUCCGCAACAGAAGAAAAUAUGCCAUGAUCAGUUCUCCUUUUAUGGUUGUCUAUGCAAAUCUAUUGCUGGUAUUACAGUACAUAUGGAGUUUUGAACUUCCAGAAAUUAAAAAGGUCCCAGGAUUUUUAGAAAAGAAAGAGCCAGGAGAACUUGCCUCAAAGAUACUUUUCACCAUUACUUUUUGGCUACUGCUGAGGCAACACCUCACCGAGCAAAAAGCUCUUCAAGAAAAGGAAGCUCUUUUAUCUGAGGUCAAAAUUGAAACUCAGGAAAUUGAAGAAAAAGAUGACGAACAAGAUACACAAGUGGAAGGAGAGGCUGAAGAGAAGGGGGAAGAAGAGGAAGAAAUGGAAGAGAAGCAAGAGAGUAAGAAAGAAGAGGAGGAGGAGGUGGAAGAAGAUGAUGACCAGGACAUCAUGAAAGUCCUUGGCAAUUUGGUGGAGGCCAUGUUCAUUAAGUACUGGAUCUACGUCUGUGGAGGAAUGUUCUUCUUUGUCAGCUUCGAGGGUAAAAUUGUGAUGUACAAAAUCAUCUACAUGGUGCUGUUUCUGUUCUGUGUGGCCUUGUAUCAGGUGCACUAUGAAUGGUGGAGAAGAAUUCUAAAAUAUUUUUGGAUGUCUGUGGUUAUUUACACUAUGCUGGUGCUUAUCUUUAUAUACACAUAUCAGUUUGAAAACUUCCCAGGCCUGUGGCAAAAUAUGACUGGAUUGAAAAGAGAAAAGCUUGAGGAUCUCGGCUUAAAGCAGUUCGGCAUGGCUGAACUAUUCACUCGCAUAUUCAUCCCAACCUCCUUUCUGCUGGUGUGCAUUUUACACCUUCACUAUUUCCAUGACCGGUUCCUGGAACUCACAGACCUAAAUUGCAUUCCCAGCAAGGAAGACAGCCCCAUCUACAGGCUGGCCCACCCUGAAGGAAGCCUGCCAGACCUCGCCAUGCUGAACCUGACCCUGACCGCCAGCCCAGAGAAGCUGGAGGGAAAGCAGGAGGCUGAGUUUGGUGAGGAGAAACCAGAGGGAUGCUCUGAAAAAGUGGAAAAGGGUGAACUUGGGAAAGACAGCGAGGAGGAGGAGGAGGAAGAAGAAGAAGAUGAAGAGGAGGAAGAGACAUCAGAUUUAAGGAACAAAUGGCAUCUGGUGAUUGACCGCCUCACAGUGCUCUUCCUCAAGUUCCUGGAGUACUUUCACAAGCUGCAGGUGUUCAUGUGGUGGAUUUUGGAGUUGCACAUCAUCAAAAUUGUUUCAUCGUACAUUAUCUGGGUCUCUGUGAAAGAGGUGUCUGUGUUCAACUAUGUAUUUUUGAUUUCUUGGGCUUUUGCUCUGCCAUACACCAAGCUACGCCGUCUGGCUUCAAGUGUCUGCACUGUCUGGACAUGUGUGAUCAUCGUCUGCAAAAUGUUGUACCAGCUGCAAACCAUUAAGCCUGAGACUUUUUCUGUUAACUGUUCCUUGCCAAAUGAGAAUGAAACAGACAUACCCCUCAACCAGUUGAACAAGUCUCUACUCUACAACGCUCCUGUGGAUCCAACAGAGUGGGUGGGCCUGAGGAAGUCUUCGCCGUUGCUCGUCUACCUGAGGAAUAACCUGCUGAUGCUGGCCAUUCUGGCCUUUGAGGUCACAGUUUACCGCCAUCAGGAGUACUACCGGGGGCGAAACAACCUCACGGCCCCUGUAUCCAAAACCAUCUUUCAUGACAUCACAAGACACCAUCUGGAUGAUGGAAUUAUUAAUUGUGCCAAAUAUUUCAUAAAUUACUUCUUCUACAAGUUUGGUCUGGAGACCUGUUUCCUACUGUCAGUCAAUGUAAUCGGUCAGCGAAUGGAUUUCUAUGCCAUGAUUCACGCCUGCUGGCUGAUCGCUGUCUUGUAUCGACGCAGAAGAAAAGCCAUCGCGGAGAUCUGGCCCAAGUACUGCUGCUUCCUGGCGUGCAUCAUCACGUUCCAGUACUUCAUCUGCAUCGGCAUCCCCCCUGCGCCCUGCAGAGAUUACCCAUGGAGAUUCAAGGGUGCCAACUUCAAUGACAACAUCAUAAAGUGGCUGUACUUCCCAGAUUUCAUUGUGCGGCCCAACCCUGUGUUUCUCGUCUAUGACUUCAUGCUGCUUCUGUGUGCCUCCUUACAAUGGCAGAUUUUUGAGGAUGAAAAUAAGGCUGCAGUGCGAAUCAUGGCGGGGGACAAUGUGGAGAUUUGCAUGAGCCUUGAUGCGGCCUCCUUCAGCCAAUAUAACCCAGUCCCAGAUUUCAUUCACUGCAGAUCAUACUUAGACAUGUCCAAAGUGAUCAUCUUUAGCUACCUCUUCUGGUUCGUCCUCACAAUCAUCUUCAUCACUGGGACAACAAGGAUCAGCAUCUUUUGCAUGGGUUACUUGGUGGCCUGCUUCUAUUUCCUGCUCUUUGGGGGUGAUUUGCUAUUGAAGCCUAUCAAGAGCAUCCUGCGUUAUUGGGACUGGCUGAUUGCUUACAACGUCUUUGUGAUUACGAUGAAAAACAUACUGUCAAUAGGAGCAUGUGGAUACAUCGAAAAAUUGGUUAAAAAUAGUUGCUGGUUGAUCCAGGCUUUCAGCCUGGCCUGCACAGUCAAAGGCUAUAAAAUGCCUGAUGCUGAUUCCUCAUGUAAACUACCCAGUGGUGAAGCAGGAAUCAUUUGGGACAGUAUAUGUUUUGCCUUCCUCCUGCUGCAGAGAAGAGUUUUUAUGAGUUACUAUUUCCUACACGUUGUGGCGGAUAUAAAAGCUUCACAGAUCCUGGCAUCGAGAGGGGCUGAACUUUUCCAGGCCACAAUUGUAAAGGCUGUGAAAGCAAGAAUUGAGGAAGAGAAAAAGUCAAUGGAUCAGCUGAAGAGGCAGAUGGAUCGCAUUAAGGCCAGGCAACAGAAAUACAAAAAGGGUAAGGAGAGGAUGCUGAGCUUGACCCAGGAGUCAGGGGAAGGCCAAGACAUCCAAAAACUCUCUGAAGAGGAUGACGAAAGAGAAGCAGACAAACAGAAAGCCAAGGGCAAAAAAAAGCAGUGGUGGCGGCCUUGGGUUGAUCAUGCUUCCAUGGUCAGGAGUGGAGACUAUUAUUUGUUUGAAACGGAUAGUGAAGAGGAGGAAGAAGAAGAAUUAAAAAAGGAAGACGAAGAACCUCCAAGAAAGUCAGCUUUCCAGUUUGUUUAUCAAGCCUGGAUUACUGACCCUAAAACAGCACUCCGACAGCGGCGCAAAGAGAAAAAAAUGUCUGCAAGAGAAGAACAGAAAAGACAGAGAAAAGGAUCUGGGGAGGGUCCUAUGGAGUGGGAAGACCAAGAGGAUGAACCAGUCAAAAAGAAAUCGGAUGGACCAGAUAAUAUCAUCAAGAGGAUAUUUAAUAUUCUGAAAUUUACCUGGGUGCUCUUUUUGGCAACCGUGGAUAGUUUCACAACUUGGCUUAACUCCAUUUCAAGGGAGCAUAUUGAUAUAUCUACAGUUUUGAGAAUUGAAAGAUGCAUGCUGACCAGAGAAAUUAAAAAGGGCAACGUUCCCACUCGGGAAAGCAUCCACAUGUACUAUCAGAACCACAUCAUGAACCUUUCCAGAGAGUCUGGACUGGACACAAUUGACGAUCGUCCUGGUGUCGCUUCAGGUGCACAGACAGCCCACAGGAUGGAUAGCUUAGAUUCACAUGACAGUAUCUCCAGCGAGCCCACGCAGUGCACCAUGCUGUACUCGCGCCAGGGGACCACCGAGACCAUCGAGGAGGUGGAGGCCGAGCAGGACGAGGUGGAGGCCAGCCAGGACGUGGAGGCCCAGCAGGACGAAGACAUGGGGGUCCAGGACAGCGACGAUGAGGAGGGCAGUGAGUCUGAGGUGGACAUGGGGCCGGAUGGGCUUGAGGGGUCCGAGGAGGAGGCGGACGAGGAGGCAGAUGAGGAGGCGGAGGAGGAAGAGGCAGAGGAGGCCCAGGACUCCGAGGAGUCCGAGGAGGCCGGCCUCACCCCGGACACUGAGUUGCCGCAGUCCUUCGCCGAGGACGGCGACAUGGAGGUCCCGCCGUCCUACAGCAAGGCGGUCAGCUUUGAGCGCCUGUCCUUCGGCUCGCAGGACGACUCCGCGGGGCCGAGCCACAUGGCCGUCAGCCCCGACGACAGCCGCUCCUUGGACAGGCUGGGGCCCAGCAUCUUACCGUCCCUGACGCACGAGCUGACGGCCAGCGAGCUGCUGCUGAACAAGAUGUUCCACGAUGAUGAGCUUGAAGAGUCGGAGAAAUUCUACGUGGACCAGCCGCGGUUCUUGCUGCUGUUCUACGCCAUGUACAACACCCUGGUGGCCCGCUCGGAAAUGGUGUGCUACUUUGUGAUCAUCCUGAACCACAUGGUCUCUGCCUCCGUAAUCACCCUGGUGCUCCCCAUUCUGAUCUUCCUCUGGGCCAUGCUGUCCGUCCCGAGGCCCAGCAGACGGUUCUGGAUGAUGGCCAUUGUCUACACAGAGGUGACAAUUGUGAUCAAGUAUUUCUUCCAAUUUGGGUUCUUUCCCUGGAAUCAGCUGGUGGAAUUGAACAAGGACAAACCUUUAUACCCAACUAAUAUUAUAGGUGUGGAAAAGAAAGAUGGUUAUGUUCUUUAUGAUCUCAUUCAGCUCCUGACUCUUUUCUUCCAUCGAUCAAUUUUGAAGUGCCACGGCCUAUGGGAUGAAGAUGACAUUACCGACAGUGGGACCGACAAGGAAGAGUCAGAUGAUGAGCUGUCCCUCAGUCACGGCAGAAGGGACUCCUCUGAUUCUCUGAAAUCCAUCAACCUGGCUGCGUCCACGGAGUCAGUGCACGUGUCCUUCCCUGAGCAGCUGACGGCUGUUCGCAGGAAACGUUCCAACAGCAGCUCCCAGAUAUCCCACAGAUCCAGCUUUUCUUCAAAUAGGUCUCAAAGAGGCAGCACAAGCACCCGAAACAGCAGUCAAAAAGGAAGCAGUGUUUUGAGCAUCAAGCAAAGAAGCAAAAGGGAACUUUACCUGGAAAAGCUUCAAGAACAUUUAAUCAGAGCAAAAGCACUUACCAUAAAGAAGACUCUGCAAAUAUAUGUGCCCAUCAGACAGUUCUUCUACAACCUCAUCCACCCAGACUACAGCGCCGUGACCGACGUAUAUGUGCUUAUGUUCCUGGCUGACACUGUUGACUUCAUCAUCAUCGUCUUUGGCUUUUGGGCCUUCGGGAAACACUCAGCAGCCGCAGACAUCACCUCUUCUCUGUCUGAGGACCAGGUGCCCGGGCCGUUUCUGGUGAUGGUCCUCAUUCAGUUUGGAACCAUGGUGGUGGACCGAGCACUGUACCUCAGAAAGACUGUAUUGGGAAAGGUCAUUUUUCAGGUCAUUCUUGUGUUUGGAAUUCACUUCUGGAUGUUCUUCAUCUUGCCUGUAGUGACUGAGAGGAAAUUCAGCCAGAACCUGGUUGCUCAGCUUUGGUACUUUGUGAAAUGUGUUUACUUUGGGUUGUCUGCCUACCAAAUCCGUUGUGGCUACCCAACACGAGUGCUUGGAAACUUCCUCACAAAGAGCUACAAUUACGUCAACCUCUUCCUGUUUCAAGGGUUCCGCCUUGUUCCAUUUUUGACUGAGCUAAGGGCUGUGAUGGACUGGGUGUGGACAGACACGACCUUGAGCCUCUCCAGCUGGAUCUGUGUGGAGGACAUCUAUGCUCACAUAUUCAUCCUGAAGUGUUGGCGGGAGUCGGAAAAAAGAUACCCUCAGCCCCGGGGGCAGAAGAAGAAGAAAGUGGUGAAGUACGGCAUGGGAGGCAUGAUCAUCGUUCUGCUCAUCUGUAUUGUCUGGUUUCCUCUUCUCUUCAUGUCUUUGAUCAAAUCUGUCGCCGGGGUGAUCAACCAGCCCCUGGAUGUCUCGGUCACAAUUACCCUGGGAGGUUACCAGCCUAUUUUCACAAUGAGUGCCCAGCAAAGCCAGCUGAAAGUUAUGGACAAUACCAAGUUUAAAGCCUUUAUAAAAGCUUUCUCUAGUGACACUGGUGCUAUGCAAUUUCUGGAAAAUUAUGAAAAAGAAGACAUAACAGUAGCAGAACUGGAAGGAAACUCAAAUUCUUUAUGGACCAUCAGCCCUCCCAGUAAGCAGAAAAUGAUACACGAACUCCUGGACCCCAAUAGUAGCUUCUCUGUUGUUUUUUCAUGGAGUAUUCAGAGAAACAUGAGUCUGGGUGCAAAAGCAGAAGUAGCAACAGAUAAGCUUACUUUUCCUCUUAAAAAUAUUACUCGAGAGAAUAUAGCUAAAAUGAUAGCUGGCAACGACACACAAAGUUCAACAACACCAGUGACUAUCGAAAGGAUCUACCCAUAUUAUGUGAAAGCACCUAGUGAUUCUAACUCCAAACCUAUAAAGCAACUUUUAUCUGAAAAUAAUUUCAUGAAUAUCACCAUCAUUUUGUCCAGAGAUAAUACAGUUAAAUCUAAUAGUGAGUGGUGGGUUCUCAAUCUGACUGGAACUAGACUCUACAAUCAGCAUGCCCAGGCCUUAGAGCUGGUGGUCUUCAAUGACAAAGUCAGUCCCCCCAGUCUGGGCUUCCUGGCUGGCUAUGGUAUCAUGGGACUGUAUGCUUCCGUUGUUCUUGUGAUUGGGAAGUUUGUUCGCGAGUUCUUCAGUGGGAUUUCUCACUCCAUCAUGUUUGAAGAGCUUCCCAACGUGGACCGAAUUUUGAAGUUGUGCACAGACAUUUUUUUAGUUCGAGAGACAGGGGAACUGGAACUAGAGGAGGAUCUCUAUGCCAAAUUAAUAUUCCUCUACCGCUCACCAGAAACCAUGAUCAAAUGGACUAGAGAAAAGACAAAUUGAUACCUUAGGACACAGACUGCAAAUCAAGAUACCAUUUGAAUUUUCAAAAACAAAAAAAAGCACAAUAUUCUCAUAAGAGCUAUGCAUUUCUCAUUCGAUGGGAAUGGAUUCUCUUCUGACAGGCGGCCAAAGGGAGUUGGCUUCCUUUUGUCGUCAAAGCUACCUUGCAGGUUCAGGCGCUGUUGAAAAAGUUAUUUGUAAUUCCAUUUCUCUGAAUCAGGGCUACUUGGUUUAUGUUUUAAUCAACAGUGUCUUGCAUUCUGAUAGACUAUGUGAAGGAAUCAUUGAUGGAUCUCCUCCCUCAGAGAAACAGAAGAGAAGAAGGAAGAAGGAAGGAGGCCAUGUUUUCCUGUGCGGGGGACCUUGCCCUUCCUGAAGAGAUGCUACAAUACAGGCCACAGCGCUCUGUCGCCAAUGGGGAAGCUGCUAUGGGAAGAAUAGAUGGACCUCAGCACAACCCGGAUAUGCAACAGCAAUAGGAGGCUGAAAACUCCUAAACAUUUCUAGGAGGAAAAGAGAGAGGGAGCUGAUGAGCCUUGAAGAUGCCAGUGGAUGGAUAAGCCUCAUUCUAAGCAAAAAGAUAACUUAGUGACACUCUUACUGCCUUAUCUUAACUGAAGAUUAAUAAAUUUUUUUCCCAUUAAACACCAGUGACUUCUCAGGAAAAAAAAAAAAGCAGCAAAACAAAUAUGUGGACACUGGCUUUGUUGAGACCCAGCUAGUGAUUCACGUCAAUGGUGGUGGCUGUUCUACUUCAGAGAGCUCAUUACUGCUCCUGGUGAAACACAGACAAGAAGUAGAAAGAUGGAAAAUGCCGCCCAGCAGAGGUGGAGUACCUUGACUUUGUAACUCUUUAUUAACUGAGGUCAUGAGCACUCUUCUACCUUCUCCAUCCCCCAACAUGCUUUUUCCCAUUUCGAUGAUUUAAAGCAAUGGUUUUCCAGUAUGUGACAUUUUCCUUCCUGUUUUUCAGGUAUAUCAAAGAGUUUACAUAUUCCAAUUCACAUUUUUACAUCUGAGACGGGUUUUUUAAGUUCAUAAUUAUGAAAGAAAUAUGUAUAUUGAGCUUGGGGAAAUAAACAAUGGCCUUUUCUUAAAUUAUUGUUAUUGGUAAUACAACCUCUUCAUUAAAUAACAUUGUAGCAUGGAAAUUUAUGACUGAAAUGUAGUUUUCAUUCCAUAUUAAAAUACAGUUUCUGAGAAGAAUCACUGAAUGGACUAGAAUAUGACAAGAAAAAUGAUCCUAUGUAGUUUGGGUUCAGGACUGACUCAAAA